This is a messenger RNA of Strigops habroptila (Kakapo), 2137 nucleotides long. RefSeq names its product polyhomeotic homolog 2 (gene PHC2). The transcript has 11 exons. The record is from RefSeq and is a predicted model, not a curated record. Gene Ontology annotation, cellular component: nucleus; PRC1 complex. Bases 462 to 2114 code for a protein of 550 amino acids. NCBI's taxonomy places the organism in Eukaryota, Metazoa, Chordata, Aves, Psittaciformes, Psittacidae. Gene Ontology annotation, molecular function: zinc ion binding; protein binding.
GCCAGUCUGGCGGCCAACAGGCAGAGCAGCUCCUCGGGGGGUAACGGAGCCCAACCGGCACCAGCGCAACAGCCCACGAUGAACCUGUCCCCGUCGCCGGCGCAGCUGCUGACGCGGGCGCAGAGCGUGGCGCCCGGUGCUGCCGGCAUGGCCCAACAGGCUGUGCUGCUGGGCAACGCCGCCUCGCCCGCCCUCACCGCCAGCCAGGCCCAGAUGUACCUGCGGGCACAGAUGCUCAUCUUCACACCCACGGGCCCCGUCAGCGCCGUCCGGCCCGAGAGCCCCGCUCCAGCCCCGCCACCGGCCCCACCGCCCGCCCCACCGCCUGCUGCCCCCCAGGUGAGCCCCCCAAACCCCCCCACCCCAGCCCCCAAACCCCUCCAGCCCCCCCUGACCUGCUGCUGUUGCAGGUGCACAGCCUGGCCCUGCGCCCCGCCGGCCCCCAUCUCCCUGCCCUGGCCAUGAAGCCCCCCGGCGGGGCCCCCCCCCGUGCUGGGCCCCCCCGGGGACCCCCCCCAGACACGUCCAGCGAGCACCUCAAGAAGGCCGAGCCCCCCGAUGCCCGUGCCCACCCCCUGGCCCGCGCCGCGGCCCCCGCUGCUGCCACAGCCUACGCCCCGCUGCAGCCCCCCCAGUUCGUGCAGCAGCCGCCGAAGCCGAUGCAGCCGCAGCAGCAGCAGCAGCCACAGCAGUUUGUGAUCCAGCAGCAGCAGCAGCAGCCACUGCCCCCCCGCGGGCAGCCCCCCCCGGGCCCCCCCGCUGCCCCCCAACUGCACCCGCUGCCCCCUGCCAGCCCUGGCCCAGCCCCGCAGCCCAAGGCCGGGGUCCCCCUGGGGCCAGGGGGUGAGGGCGGCCCCCCCAAUGGCCACGCAGCCCCCCGCAAGUUCCAGCACGCCUCGGCUGUCAUCCUGCAGCUGCAGCCGCCCGGCGCCACGCCCCCACCCGCCGUCCCCGAGGGCUCCCGCCGGGACCCGCCGCCGGCCCCGAGCAGCGCCGCCAGCCCGCCCGCCGCCCCCCCGGGCCCCCCCGACGGCGAGCGGCCCCCCCCGGCGCACGAGCCGCCCGCGGAGCGCCUUCAUGCCCAGCCGCCGGCCCUCGCCAGCGUUCCCGGCAUGACCUCGGGCACCGGCAGCUCUGCCUCCACCGUCGCCGGCGCUGCCCCCCACAAUGGUGAGAACAAACCGCCUCAGGCCAUCGUGAAACCGCAGAUCCUCACCCACGUUAUCGAGGGCUUCGUCAUCCAGGAAGGGGCAGAACCGUUCCCGGUGGGACGCUCCUCGUUGCUGGUGGGGAACCUGAAGAAGAAGUAUGCGCAGGAGCUGCUGGCGGAGAAGCUCCCGCCGCAGGACAACACCACCACCACCGACUCCGAGAUGGAGGAGCCCUAUCUCCAAGAAUCCAAAGAGGAGGGGAACCCCCCCAAACUGAAGUGUGAGCUCUGCGGCCGCGUCGACUUCGCCUACAAGUUCAAGCGCUCCAAGCGCUUCUGCUCCAUGGCUUGUGCCAAGAGGUACAACGUGGGCUGCACGAAGCGGGUGGGUUUGUUCCACCCCGACCGCAGCAAACUGCAGAAACCCGGCGGCCCCCCCCACGGCCGGCGCCGCGCCUGCAAGGGGACGCUGCCCGCGCUCAGCAAAGACACCAAGAAGCAGCCGCCGGUCUCUCUGCCGCCGGGUUCGGUGCCUCUUUCCGUGACGGCGUCGUUGCAGCUCAACCACAGCCAGGAGGACUCGAGCCGCUGCUCGGAUAACUCGAGCUACGAGGAGCCGCUGUCGCCCAUCUCCGCCAGCUCCUCCACGUCCCGCCGGCGCCAGGGCGAGCGCGACCUGGAGCUGCGCGACAUGGAGCUGCCCGACGUGCACGUCCGAGACCUGCCCGGCAUCGGCCACCGCUUCCUGCCCAGCGAGCCCAGCAAGUGGAACGUGGAGGAUGUCUACGAGUUCAUCCGCUCGCUGCCGGGCUGCCAGGAGAUCGCGGAGGAGUUCCGGGCGCAGGAGAUCGACGGGCAGGCGCUGCUGCUGCUCAAGGAGGAUCAUCUCAUGAGCACCAUGAACAUCAAACUGGGGCCGGCCCUCAAGAUCUACGCCCGCAUCAGCAUGCUCAAGGACUCCUAGAGCCGGUGGGGUGGGGGCACCCA